Opisthorchis viverrini is the source of this 246-nucleotide messenger RNA. RefSeq lists its product as hypothetical. Lineage: Eukaryota; Metazoa; Platyhelminthes; Trematoda; Opisthorchiida; Opisthorchiidae. The transcript has 2 exons. The record is from RefSeq and is a predicted model, not a curated record. Bases 1 to 246 code for a protein of 81 amino acids.
AUGAAAACCGAGGUCACAAAUUCACUCUUAAAAACGCAAAAAUCUUGGCAUGAGAAAACUACUCACAAGGUUGCUGAAAAAUCUUCGACAGCCCAUGACCGGUUUCGCCCUUUUUGGGGCUCACCAGAUAGGCGCAGUACCCGAGUUUCCGUCAACCUUUUGUUCUACUUGAACCCAAAAUUGGACUAUUUUCGGGAAAUACACUCACUUGCGAAUCAAUCUGGUUAUCACGAGAGACUCAACUGA